AUGGAAGCCCUGAAGGAAAAGCUCUUGAGGAGCGACUUUGAUCAAGUUCGACAACACCCAAAAUACCAGACCGCCAAUGUACGGACCGAGGAAGGCAGCAUAUUUAAGUGGAUCCUGGACGUCCCGGGCGGCAAGGGCACCAGCUGGGAGGGCCUCGUGUACGACCUCGAGGUCACCUUCAGCCGCAGGCACCCGUUCGAGCCGCCCCGGGUGGACUUCCCCCGCACCCACCGCAACGUGUCGAACCCGGGCCAUCCGCUCGUGGAUGCGAACGGCCGCCUCCGAAUGCAGAAGCUCAGCUUCGACAAGUGGCUGCCCACGAUAGAGGCAAGCCAGGUGAUUGGCUGGUUGUUUCACCUCUUCGAGACGGAGCCCCCUUGCGUAACGAGCGGCAACAGCUGCCCGUUCACGCACCUAUCGUCCGAGACAGUUCUCCAGGUGCAUACGUUUUUGGACGCUGGCGACCUGGGGCGCCUCUCGCAGACUAGCAAGCACAUGCUCUCUCUCUGCUUCGAUGAGGCGACUUGGGCGAAGCUGUACUACCGUUCGUGCACGUCGUUGGAUGGUCUCUUGGGGGAAAAGGAGGGCGGUGCUUGCCCCGUGCGCGUGAUGGGCGCUUCCGGGAAGUGGUUCUGGGAAGGAUCCAGGGAGGCGUUUAUCCGGUCUUGGGAGAUGAGAAAGGCGUGCAGUAGCGCGGCCUUCUCGACGGCCAAGACCCAAGAGCUGCACGUCAAGUGGGAGCUCAGUGGCCUCCUGACUGUGGCUGCGGGGCUGCUCCAUGACAUCCAAAACCGGCGGCUCGGUGAUGUUUUCCCCGCUGCCAACGCGGGAUACUUGCGCCACAUGGAGCGGGUUCUCGAUAGCCUGACCAUGAGGGUCGCGAGCUUGCAGCGACUGAUGGCGUGGCCCGGAGUCUGCCGCGGUCUUCUUUCCGAGAAGGACGAGGACGGCUCCCUGCCGAUCGACGUGUGGGGCCGGCCGGGGCAGCAGCGAAGGUCUCCUUCGCCGUCCCCAUCACCUCACGAGAAGCAACACAGGGUGGAACUUCCCGCUCGGGUCGGCGGAGAGCCGCCGCAGGUCCUUGCUGCGGCGGACGGCGACGAUGAAAUGGACGACAUCGGCGGUGGGGCCGCCGCGGCCGCCGCCGCCGCGGCCGCCUCCAGCGGAUGGGCCACCCUCCAGAACGCGCAGCCGGCGUGCGGCAUGGGAGGAUUGUUCUGGCCGACCCUGUACGACCUGAUGGCCGCCAAGCGGCGGCAGCGCGAGCGACUGCGCGAGUGCUUCCGCAAGUUUUCUCGCGGCCAGAAGCUGGACGUCCGCGACCCUUCGGGUGUUUGGAUGGGCGCGGAAGUGAUGUGGGCCCCUGGGGACGGGGGCGUCGGUACCCUCCGCGCUGACGGGUGCGGAGAGGAUGGCGGUGCCGGGGCUGGAGCCGGGGCUGCCCCUGCUGCUGGGGUGGCCGGGGGCGGUGGCAUCCAAGGCGGAGGCGGCGGGGGCGGCGGAGGCGGCCCGUUUGCAGGCUCCCCCGUAGGUGGCGACGCCGGCAUGCCGGAGUGGCGGCGGUUGCUUCAGCUCGGCCUUAUGGCGGACGGUGGGAGGGCGCUCCCGGGGUCUCCGCCUCCUGCGUUGGCGAACUGGAACCCCGGCGCGGGCGCCACCCUUGCCGCUGUUCCUGCGGGCGGUGGAGCAGCGGACGCGGCGGCGUUAGGAGCCAUCGCAGCCGCCGCUGUUGAUCAAGCGGCGGCGCCGCCGGCGGCGGCGGGGGCGGCGGCUGGCGGCCCUGCGGCAGGGGCGCUGGUUUUCGGGCAAGGCGGCACCACGCCCCCCGGCAGCAACAGGAAGCUGGUGAGGGUCCACUACGAGGGUCACAAGAAGAAGUAUGAUGAGUGGAUCAGCGUGCAGUCCGGGAGGCUGGCACCGUUCCGGUCCCGUACCACCCGGCCGCUGAGCGUGACGAUGCAGUUUGUGGAGCAGGUGGUCAACGGCGCUUCCGUCAGCCGGUGCCAACGACGAGACCUCCUUGCGGGUGGAAGUCUGGUGCUGGGUGAAAUUGGUUCAUGAGCGUCCUUGAUCGCAUUUGGCAGCCGAGCGCCUUGUUUCUACACGUAUUUGGUUCAGUAUCUUUGGGGGGGGCGACACGUAUUUGGUUCAGUAUCUGUGGGGGGGGCGCUUCGGGCUUGCCGAGACAGGAGACCUGAACGGAAGCGAGGAGAAGCAUCUCGUGAUCUCCCGUACCUACCGUGGAACGUUUGAUUGGUAAGAUGUACCGGAGUUUUGUCCCGUCUUGUCGAAGACUGGGGGGGGGGGAGAGGUGUUGGGUGGGGGUUGCGCCAUUUCCGUUUCACGAGAAGCACAAGCACGCCCAGUGCGAGAGCAAAGGUGGUUUCCUUUUGGUACAUACGCUGCGGUUUUUUCUCGCGCGGGACAGUGUACAGUAAGGAGUCCCCGAAAUUUGGUGCGGUGGAUGGGCAGCUGACAAUAACCGCCUUAUAUGGGGCAGCGGCCGUACUCAACUGCACUAGACUUGCUUGUGCCCGUCGAUUUCAGCCGCCUCAUGUUAGGCGACCACGACCAUCUUGCUUCGACCGCCUUAUUCGGAAACCCCAAUCGGUAUCUAGCUGAAAUGUUUUUCGGGGGUGGCUCGAUAUUCCUGCUGUUGAGCGUCGAAAUGGUAGUUUGUCGAUUUGUGGUCGAGGGGAGGCGGGACGGAUGGAAGGUCAUGUUUCGUGUUUUGUUGUUAUUUGAAGUAGGAGUAUACAGUAGUACCAGCCAACAUCGAGAUCGGUCAAUUACUGCGAUACGUUCGGGCAGGGGCGCGGGUGCUGGGUUUUAUUGUUGCGUCCGGGCAGUCGCUUAUCACGUCUUUUUCUUUUUUUUCCUUGCACGGGUGUUGCAACCUUCUCACUUUUUGCACCCACUGACCAAGAAAAGACUUGGGAGUACAUGUGUACCAGGUACACACGCGGAUAUGAAAACGGUUUGGGUAUGAAACGGUUUGGGUAUGGGUAUGAAACGGGGCGGUAUACGCACAUGGUGAAUGUUUACGUUUGAAGGGAAACACGAAGCUGCCCUAGAUUCUGUUUUUGUGGUUGAUUUUUUUUUUGCCGCGACCAUGCCACAGGCUGCCUUGUGUGCGCGAAGCUGAACGCCGCAAACGAGUAAAGUUAGGUGGUACGUGACUAGAGAUCCAUUUAUUUGAUACAUGUAUUUUGCCCAUUUGGUUAACACAAAUAAGCUGAACACGAUGGCACCUGAGCGCGGACGUAGGGGGUAGCGGGAUGCGUGUUGGCCUGGAUAUUGUGCACACCGUGGACGCCUGCCGCCCUCCGCUGGUUCCAGGAGUCAAGUGACCAGAACAUGGGUGGUUUGUUUUGGUUUUGCACAUGCAUGCAUCGGUUGGGAGAGUGUGCAGCAGUGUCGAUGAAGACGUUGUACUAUUAUAGUUUGAAGCCAUUGUAUUCAAGACAAGGAUUGGGGGAACGUAAGAGCGCAACAUGUAGUUAAAUAGUCCGCGUGCAAAAUUGGUGCACAUAUAGCCGACUUUUGUAUCAGUUACAGCCGACUCCAAGCCUGUUAGUACGCGGCGUCAACAGGUAAUGACACUAUCCCGCGGCCACGCAAAGAUAUCUAACCGCGGGUCCUCCGU
This is a messenger RNA of Ectocarpus siliculosus, 3646 nucleotides long. Lineage: Eukaryota; Phaeophyceae; Ectocarpales; Ectocarpaceae. The record is from the annotation of a GenBank genome assembly.